Molecule: messenger RNA, 7521 nt
Organism: Rotaria sordida
Lineage: Eukaryota; Metazoa; Rotifera; Eurotatoria; Philodinida; Philodinidae
Source: the annotation of a GenBank genome assembly
AUGCCAGCGCUCGACUGGAAAAGCUUAAUCAAUCAUGAUCCAAGAUUAUCAACCUCAUCUGAUGAACUUGCAUCAAAUAUUCGACAAAUUCUUGAUUUAAUUAACUCUAAAUCAUCGGAAAUUCCAGUUUUCACAACAGAUGAUUACACGAUAUUAGGUAAUGCAGCACGUCGUGCAUUGGACCCAACCUUAUUGAAAGUUUUAAAUGAGAAUAAUUGCAAUGAUUCCAAUUUUGUUUUAAAAUUAGUUGAAAUUUUUAUUACAAACAUCGAUGAUUUAGCAUGUUUCAUAGUAUCUGAAGAACAAAUUGAUGGUAUAUCAUCAACUAUUUUGAAUCGUUUAAAAGGUAAAUUGGAAUGUCGUGGACAGCUAUUAAAACUUGGUUUGACAUCUGAGAAAACCUUAUUAGACAAAAUUACAACAAACUACUUAACAUUAGUUUCAUUUAAAUCUAUGUCAUAUCAACGACUAAAUGAGUAUUGUCGUGAAAUAAUCCAUGAUGAUCAUAAAGAAAUAUUAGAGAAGUUAUGGGUGAAAGGCAAUGAUUUACGUGAAAAAGUUCAAAAAUAUAAUUUGCCAUUAGAAAUUACCGAUCAAUUUCGAAAGCAUAAUAUUUUGGCAAUUAAUGAUUUAACAGAACAAAAUAUGCAAUUAAUAAUUUCUGAACUUUCUGACAAAGUAACCGAUGAACAUGAAAAGUCCAGACUAAAUCGUAUAAAAGCUAAUUUGAAACGUUUAUAUCGAGAAGAAAGUGAUGAACAAAAAACAGAAAUAAAGAAAAAAGAAACUGUUUGUGCGAAACGAUUAAAACGGACAGAAGAAGCUAUACAAUUAGUUACAAAAAUGUUAAACAACUUAAAAGAUAAUUCAUCUUCAACUAGCACAAGUGUAAAAGAUUGUAUGAAAUUAAUUAGUGAAAAAUUAGAAAUACCAGAAUGGAAAUUAAGUGAAAAUGAAUUAAAUGAACCAAAUGAAAUAUUCGACCAAAUAUUGAAAGAAUUAAAUUCAGUUAAGAACUUAGAUUUGAAAACCAAAGAAUACUCCGACGAAGAAUUGAUUGCACGUAUUAGUGGUGGAACAGUACUGUAUGGUGUUUCAUUUAUUGAUCCUGAACGACUGGGUGAAAAAGCUACAAGACCAUUAUUGCGGCAGCCGGAGUAUUGUUCAUUAAAUUUACCUGAAUUACCAUUUAAGAUGACUUAUCAUAAAUUUACAAGUAUUGAUGCUAGUAAUCAGUUCGAGAAAAUAGUUAAAACAUGCGGUUACACUGUAGCAGCCAAUCUAUCAGCAAGCAAAUGGGGCUUUCACCUUGAUGGAGAAUUAAAUAUAGUUACGAAAAAUAGUGUUGAACAAUAUGAACAAGAUUCAAAGCUAUCAACAGACAUUUUUCUAACAUAUUACUCAUUUUUACCGAUGAAAUCAUUUCGUAUACCAAUUGAAGAAAUGCGAUUAUCAAAAGAAUCAGAAACUUUUGCACGUUCUAUAAAUAAUUUAAAAUUAGCAAAAAAAUUUUUAAAUGAUUUUAAUUCACAUGUAUCUACUGGUAUAAAUCAUCUCGGUGGGAUUUAUUUAUGUACAAUAUCCAUAACAACUGAUAGUUUAUCCUCUGUUGAUAACUUAGAAAAAAUUGGAGUAAAUCAUUUUAAUACGGCAAUUGGUGCCGGUUUUCAAAAGCUCAAUAUAGGUGGAAGUAUUUCUUACGAAUCAUUUGACGAUAUUGGUGAACAUACACAAAGCGUACAUAAAAACAAACAAGCUAAAGUUAAAUCUCAUAUCAGUUGUUACGGGCCACCAUGUACGAAUCGUGAUUUGUUUAGUCAAAUAAUAAAUACUCAUAGUUCAACUUGGCAUUUAAUUGAUCGAUCCGAUUUAAAAUCAUUAGUACCAGUAUGGGAACUGAUGAAAGAUCAUACAGAUCCAUACGUACGUGAAGCAGCUAAAUUUAUUAAACGUGCAUGGUUAGAACAAGCUUUGAAAUACUCUCAUAUACCUGUAAUUGAUUGUGAAAUUAAACGUGUCAUGUUAGAUGCAUGGAAUCCAUCAAUGAUUGAAAUUAACUUACCAGUUCAGCAGUUUAUUUCUAAACGAGAAAAAAAUAAUUAUCAUGAUGCUGUAAUUAGUUUAGAAAAUAUGUUAGAAAAAGAUUUUUUUUCAUUACCAAUUAAUGAUAAUCAUAAUGGUGAAGAAAUAGCAAAAAUAAUUCGAACUAUAUGUCAUAGUGUUUACAAUGCAAACUUAACCGUUGGUUUCAACUUAUUACCAACGAUACUUGUCCGAGAUAAGAUGAAAAGUUUUCUACAUACGGUUGCUAUAAUUUGUGCGAACGAUAGUGAAAAACUGCGCUUAGUCGUACCAGCAUUACAGCAUUUAUUGAGCAGCGAAACAAUUUUAAGAUUACAAGAACACAGUAUUUAUUUAGACGAAAUUAUAAAAAAUUUAAUACAAAAAGUUCAACAAUUUCAAGAAACACAAGAAAGUCGUGAAUUUGAUACUGAUAAUCUGUUGAUCAGCACAUCUGUUACUAUGUUGAAUGAUUUACCAACUAAAUUACGAAAUAUGCAUGCAAUAAACACGGAAAAUGAAAGCAUUCUUGCGCAUAAAAUGGUACAAAUAAUAAAAUUAAGUUUAAUCAAAGGUGAAUCUGUUUCACAGCAGCAACUUGGCGUAUCGAAACAAUUAGAAAAUAUGUUAACCGAUCAACAUGGCUGGACAAAUGAUGGAUUUAUUACUGAACCAUUGACUCAUGAAGGAAUAAAAGCUGUAAUUAAGGAUAUUGAAGAUAAAUUAAAUGAAAUUCAAAAUCUAUCAGUUAAUGUUAUGCAACAACCAACAGAAGCACAAGAAAAAAGCCGAACGGAUAGUUCUACUAUGUAUCUUACCAAUACUAGCACAAGCAAUGAUGCUGAACAAGAAAAAUAUUCUCAUCUCGACUGGAUAAUUGAUCGCCCAGUAAGAAACAUACAAAUCGAUCCGGUCGCUGGAUUUAUUGAUAGACUUCGUCAUAGAAUGAAGCUUGAUGCAUUUUGUCCAAGAUCCUCUGUAGCUAUGUCGGUUGCUGAUGAGGAUCAACAAUUAUUAGAUGAAUGGAGUAGUAAUGUUGAUGCAAAUCAAGCAGACCAAGAGCAGCGGUCUACAACUGAUAAUCAAAAUCAAUUUUUUUAUGAUAUUGAGAAUAGUUCUACACAAUUAAAUAGUUUAACAGAUACGUUAGUUUAUUUAACAAACAAUUCCAAACUUACUUCGAAAAUAGAACUUUUUCGUUUAUUAAUUGAUCGUCGAUAUGCAAUACCAAUUAUUACGACAAAUAUUAAUCGAAAAUAUAAACAACCAUUUCAGUAUCAUGUUGAUGUUUUAAAAUUCAUUCCAUUGCCUUCAAUUGAUCAUAAAAUAUCGUAUUUAGACGACAAUAAGAACUUGUAUCGUAUUGCUAUUGUUUCAAGAAAAUCAAUCGCAGAAAGCGAAACAUCUCAUUUAAUCUCAAAAACAUUUGGUAGUCAUUCAACGCAUGAGUUACAACGAUCGGAUAAUACCCAAUUGAUAAUGGCCGAAAUUGCUGACGGAUACAUAGAUGAUCAAAAUGAUACAAAAUGGUCAUUUCUUAUUUUACAUGUAGUAGGAGAUUACACAAAAUUACGCUCGUUUAUAUGUGAAUUUACAAAUCUAGUAAUUAUUGAACAAGAUCCAUCGAUUAAACAAGUUUCGGAAAUCUCCACAACAACUUUUUCAAGUAUACCUGUUAUCAUUUGGAAUGUUUCGCAGAAAAAUGUAAGACCAAAACGCGAACAUCAACAUUACGUGUUAACUGGUACAAUUAAUGGUAUAGUUAAGAAUUUACAAGCAGCAUGCAUGACUCGACUCAAAAAUUUUAAGGGCAAUUCUAAUAGUUUAAGUUCAAUAAAUAAUAUAGAAUUAUUUUAUCGUCCAAUACUUAGUAAGAUCAAUGUACUUGCUGUUAUUCGAAGUCAAGAUUAUUCGACGUUAAGACAAGAGAAAUUAUUAUUACAAAAGAGCUUUAACAUUGAAUCAAAAUAUCGAAUAGAAUUAAAUCGUUUAAAAAAUGACUAUUCCGAACAGCGUGCAUUUCAGCAUAAAAUUCGAGAACAAGAACAAAAUCGUCAAGUUAGUAUGUCCGACAUAGAAAAAUUAGAUAUCAUCAAAAUUUUUAUAAAUAUUUUACAACAUCCAAAUUUUGAUCAAAGAAUGGUAGCUAUAAAUGAAUUAAUUAAUGGUAUCGAUGAUUAUUCAGCAUCAGUAGUACAUGAUGUACGAAGAAAACGUGAUGAGGCAUUUCAUGCAUAUCAACAAGCAGUUAGACAAAAGACCGAUGGUGAUUUUUAUAAAGCGAAAUUUGUUGAAGCUAAAGCUAUCUAUGCAGCCACUAUUGUUUCUAUCGAACAUUUAUGGAGAGAAUGUAGUCAAUUAUAUUCUUGUGAUCCAGAACGAUACUUCUAUUAUCCAGAAUUGGCUGCACAAUAUUUGAUUGAUGGAUUUCCAAUAGAGUUAUUAGAUGGAGAUGCUGGUAUAAUUUGCGAUAAAUGGAUUCGUGCAGUAUUAAAUUCAUUAAACAGUGUCCAAAGUUCUGGUAAAUCGACACUAUUGAACAUUAUGUUUGGUGUACGUUUUCGUUCAAGUGCUGGUCAGUGUACUCGUGGCGUUAAUAUCCAAUUAAUUAAAGUAGAAAAUCGUGAUGCAUACGAUUAUAUAUUAUUAAUGGAUACUGAAGGUCUUCGUGCACCUGAAUUGAAAGAUUUAGAACAAGCGGCAUGGAAAGAUAAUCGAAUGGCAACAUUUGCCGUUCUACCAGCGGAUGCAACAAUAAUUCUUGUCAACGGAGAACAAGAUGAAACAUUGAAAGACGUUCUUCCCAUUGUGAUGUUAGCUUAUCAACAAUCUCAACUUGCUGAAAAUUAUGGUAAUCAACUAGCCUCCAUGAUGCUCUUUGUAUACUCUCGUGUUGAUGUAAAACAGAUUGAUUAUCUUAUACCCAAUGUUCAAGAACUAUUUCGUAGUUUAACAACAUCGUUUCAAUCAUUGCAAUAUUUUAUCAAUUUAAAUGGCAGUAAUCAAAUGGAGUGCACAUUAUUUCGAGAUUUUCGAUUAGAUAUAAAUCAUCAUAACGAUGGUGACAUUCGAUUUCUUGGCAACAUCAAAAACAAAGAUGGCACCAUAGAUACAGAUUAUGGCAUAGCUGUAACAAAAUUGCGUGAAUAUAUUCAUAGCCGUGUUACUUCAUCUCAAACAGUAUCAGGAUGGAAAUGGACAGCUCGAACAUUAAAUGAUUUUGCUGAGUUUAUAGGUACAGUUUGGCGAUGUAUAAUAUCAUCCGAUUUCAAUCUAACAUUUUCAUCAGCAAUUGAAAGAAAAGCUUAUGAUCAGUUAGAUACACUCUUAGCAGAAGCAACACACAAUUAUGCUUCCAUUUAUAAUUUAGCAUAUGAGUCAAUUGAAAGAGAAAUAAUUAGAGAUACAGAAACUGGUAAUUAUGUCGCGCAGGAACAUGGAGAUCAUGAAAAAGAAAAAAUCGUUAGACAAAAAAUCGAUAUUUACUUUAAUAAAUUAAACACUUCCAUAAAUGAAAAAUUAAAAAUAAUUGAUGAUAAAUUUAUUGAAUCCUUAGAUGAUCCACGCUGGCAACAAUGGAAAAUAUCUCGAUUAGAUUCCUGGAAACAAUUUAAACAUAAACAAGUUAAUCAUUGGAAAGAGAUUAUUAGUGAGAAAUUACAUUCAAUUUAUCUAUUUGAUACAAUUGUUGGUCAAUAUCAACGACGUCUUCGUGUUCAAAUCAAAAAUUUUUUUCAGGGUACUGAUAGCUACAAAAAUCAAUCAUUAAAUGUGAAUGAGCUUAAAACCUUAUUUGAAAGCUUAUUCGACAAAAUCCUAAACGAAGCACGUGAAAAACAUCGGCCUGUUCCAAUCGAAAAAGUUACUACGGAUGUUUAUAAAAAUAAUACAGCUGGUAAGCGAUGGGAUUUAAAAAGAAAUUAUAUGGAUUUACAGAUUUAUGCAGAAUUAAAUUCAGAAGUCGGUAAGUUUGAAUUUGUCAAACGUAAAAUAUGGAAUUUAGUAGGUCGAUCGACCGAACAAGAAAAAGAAUCAGAGCUUUUAAGUGAAUUAUUAAUUGAAAUUAAUGAACAACUGAAAUCAGUUAAAUGCUAUUCCUAUCAUAUUGUACAAGAUGCAAUAACAAGAACAAAUAAGAAAUUAAAUGAAUCGAAACUUCGCUCUGAUAAACUUGAAGGAAAAGCACAUAAUCUCAUUUAUGAUUUUUUAAUCAAACGAUUAACUGAAAUACAAAACAAGUGGAAUCAAUCAAAUAAUAUUGUUGUUCGUUUGGAGUCAGAAAAAAAUCGUUUAUAUGAAUUUUUUUUAAAUGCAUCAAAGGGUAUUGCUGGUGCGCAAUUAUUAACAAGUGAAAUCAUAAAUAUAUUAAAAGAACAUUCAAUAAAUGCUUAUAAAAAAGCUGUUAUAAAACAUGUCGUAUUAAUAUUACAAAAUGAGCGAUUUGUUAAAUGUGGAAAAGUUAUUCAAGCUAAUGCUGAUUUACAUUUAAUUGAAUUGAUUAAAAAAGAUCAAAUUGAUGAAUUAAUAAAAAGAUUAGAAGCAUCUGCUGAACAUUAUACUUUUAUUUUAAAUCGAUUGAUUCAAGAAAAAUUAGUUGAUACAUUGAAAUCACAAUGGUUAUUAUUUGUAAAAUUGUUAAAAAAUAAUAUUUCAUCAUCAGCUGCACAAGCACAAGCAGGUGAAACUCAUCGAACACAACUGUUCAUUGACAAAUUGCGUGAAUUAUUACCAACGUAUUUCGUUGAACAAAUGAUUUCAUUAGAUGCAACUGUUUUUAUUGCUUGUGAUGAUGAAAAUAAAAAUGUUUUUAAUGAAAUUCAGUUUAAUAUUAUACAAUGUAUUGAUGAUUUUGACUGUCCAACUUUUACCGAAGAACAAAUUAAAGAUAUGAUUGAAUCUAUUCGUUCAGCUAUGGUUGAUCGUCAGCAUAAUAAUAGUGCUAAAAUGCGAUGUGGUAUAUUAUGUCCUACCUGUAAGGUACCUUGUCAUUUGGACGCUGGACACAUUAUUUCAAGUGACAAACUGGAAGAUGAAAAAAAACCCGAGACAACUAAAAUGGUUUAUCUCGCCUUAAGAGCAUUACGAAAGCAUAGGAGAGAUCAGCAUGAUGCAUGGCAUCAACCAGGAGGUUUGGCCGGUAGAUAUUGGAAAAUACAUCCUACUCAAGUUAAUGAAAUAGUUGCACCAUCAUGUUCGAUGUCAGUGCGUGAUGGACACAGUUUUUGGCAUAAUAAUCAAUGGAAUGAAUAUAAAAAGUUUAACAAAGUAUUUCCUGAAUGGUCUUUACCAUCAUGCGAAGACAAUCAUCGUUUAAAGUUACGUGAAUAUAUUUUUUAUCGAUAUCAUAAAGAUUUGGCACACUAUUAUGGUCGAUUACCUUGUACUGAAGUUCCAUUUGAAUAUAAUCAUAAUUUAGACUCAAUAGAAAAAGAAUUAUUAAGUAUGGUUAAGGACAUAUGA